Molecule: messenger RNA, 4558 nt
Organism: Salvelinus sp. IW2-2015
Lineage: Eukaryota; Metazoa; Chordata; Actinopteri; Salmoniformes; Salmonidae
Product: wings apart-like protein homolog
Source: RefSeq, a predicted model, not a curated record
AAACCUGCUGGCAGGGGUCGGGUACGGGACUAUACGGUGCUGCACCCAUCCUGCCUGUCGGUGUGUAACGUCACCAUCCAGGACUCCAUAGAGCGCAGCAUGGACGAGCUCAUCACCAGCGCACCCCCCGCUGACCUGGGGGAGGCGGGACGGCUGAGGAAGAAGGCAGACAUACCUCCAGCCAAACCCACCAGGUCCCGAACCACCCAGAGUAAGACCAAGAAGGAGACCAAGCUGGAGUUCUUUGGCUUCGAGGACAAAGGUGACCAGGAGGGGGAGGAGGGAGCGGACCACACUGCCGGCGGAAGCAGCAGCUACAAGAUCAAGUACUUUGGCUUUGACGACCCCAGUGAGAGCGACAGUGAUGAAGAGGAGGGCUCCCAGGCCAAAGAGAAGAGGAAGGCCAAGAAGGCUGCAGCAGCUGCAAUGGCAGCUAUUGUGGACAGCCCCCAGCCCAGCGACUCUCAGGACAGCAGCAGCAGUACAGAUAUUCUGGAGUUUUCUGAUGACUCGAUCCCUGGUGGGUCUGAAGGGCAGAAGGGUCGCUCAGGAAAACACGGGGACAAAUCCAUGGAGGUUGGCAGGAAAAUCUUCAGUGGGCCCAAAAAGUCCCCUGCUAAAGCUGUGUACAAUGCCCGCCACUGGAACCAGCCUGAGCCUGAAGAGAUGCCCCUGCCACCCCUGGCCCGUGCACACACUGCUCCGGCCAGCGUAUUGAGCGGAAGCAGCAAGGACACCAACUCCCACAAGGAUGACGGUCUGUUCAAAGCUCCUCCCCCACCGCCCAAAGUCAUCAAGUCUGUGACCAUCCCCACUCAGCCUUACCAGGACAUCGUCACAGCUCUCAAAUGCAGAAAAGAACACAAGGAGCUGUACACGGUUGUGCAUAAUGUGAAGCACUUCAACGAUGUGGUAGAGUUUGGUGAGAACCAGGAGUUUACUGAUGACUUUGAGUACCUGGAGACUGGCCUGAAGAGCAGCCAGCCACUCAACACACGGUGCCUUAGUAUAAUCAGUCUAGCUGCAAGGUGUGCAAUGCCCAGUUUCCGGAUGCACCUACGGGCCAGAGGGAAGGUGGCUCAGGUCUUCAAGAUGUUGAAUGAUGCCCCGCAGCAUCCGAACCUUGCCCUGUGUACGGCCUCUCUAAUGUACAUCCUAAGCAGAGACAGGUUGAACAUGGACCUGGACCGGGCCAGUCUAGAGCUGAUGAUCAGACUGUUGGAGCUGGAGCACGACCACUCGGGCCACCACCAGGACCAGCUGACUGCCAAGGAGAUGACCAAGGUCAAGGAGAAGAUUCGCAAGCUGUGUGAGACGGUCCACAACAAGCACCUGGACCUGGAGAACAUCACGUCGUGUCACUUGGCCAUGGAGACCCUGUUGUCGCUGACCUCAAAGAGAGCCGGCGACUGGUUCAAAGAGGAGCUGCGCUUACUGGGAGGCUUGGACCACAUUGUAGACAAAGUAAAAGAAUGUGUCCAGAACCUGAGCCAAGAGGAUGACAAGGAGAAGCUGGUGUCGUCGCUAUGGGGGGCAGAGAGGUGUCUAAGAGUACUAGAGAGUGUGACUGUCCAGAACCCAGAGAACCAGGGCUACCUGAUCGCCUACAAGGACUCUCAGCUCAUAAUGUCCUCUGCCAGAGGUUUGCGGUACUGUGUGGACAUGAUCCAGUGCUACAGCCGGGAGGUGAACAGCUCUCUGUGUUCGUCAGGCACGGCGCUGCCCCACUCCAGCUUUAGCAACGUGGGCAAGGCCGUGGAGGACUGCAUGAGGGCCGUCAUAGGGGUGCUGCUCAACCUCACCCACGACAAUGAGUGGGGAAGCACUAAGACUGGAGAGCAGGACCAGCUUAUCAUCACUGCACUCAACUGCAUCCUACGGGUCCCACGCUACAUACCUCAGGAACAACGCUUUGACAUCCGAGUCCUGGGCUUGGGGCUGCUGAUUAACCUGGUGGAGUACAGUGCAAGGAACCGCCACGGUCUGGUGGACAUGGAGUUCAACACAACCAGCCCUGAAUGCAGCCAGGGAGAGGCAGGAGGAGAUGAGACCCAGACCCCUGAACCAGUCCCAGCUUCCACAGAGGUCGAGAACGGGGCAGAGCCACCUACAGCAGCCCCUUCAGAGGGUGCUGAGGAGAAGCCCAAGGACUCUUCUUCAGGUGCCUUGGCUGCUCUGGUGCAGUUCUUCCUGGAGCGGGAGCGAGCGGCCAUAUUGGCCGAGGCGAAGACUGAUGACCUCAUCAGCGAGGCGCCCAAACCCCAGGACCAGAGCGGGGAGUGGCAGGAGACGUCGGGCGAGAUCCAGUGGGUCGCCACGGAAACCAACGACAGUGACAAUGACAAGGAGAAGGACACAAAGAAAGAGGAGGAAGAGGAAGAGCUGGACCUCAACAAAGCUCUACAGCAUGCUGGGAAGCACAUGGAGGACAGCAUCGUGGCCUCCUACACAGCUCUGCUCCUGGGCUGUCUGUGUCAGGGCAGUCAGGUUAAUGUGAUUAUUGUGCGGGAAAACCUACCCAAGGGAGAUUUCUCCAUCAUGACGGAAAUGCUGAAGAAGUUCUUGAAUUUCAUGAACCUCACUUGUGCAUUUGGAACCACAGGGCAUAAAUCCAUCUCUCGUGUCAUAGACUACCUGGAGCACUGUUAGCUAAUCCUUCUUUGCACUCUGAAUGCACAUAACGGUCCUGCUAGAUCUGGCAACCCCAGCAGGAGGGGCUGUACAGAGAAUCCACCAGAGGUCAACAGUGUUCCCCGGCAACGCUUCAACCUGCGUCCUCAUUCUGAAGAGCAAGACACACAAACUCAGCACUUUCUGAACCAAAGCCACGUUAACAUGUACCAUUGAUUUUAAUCAAUGCUUUUUUAAAUCUUCACACCAUCCAACUACUGGUAAGAUUCCUAGUUGCAGAGGACAGCUUGAGACUGCUGGCAUGUGGAGUGAGUUUUUGUAUUUUUUAUAUAUAUAUUGAAUCAAGGAUGUAAUCAUUGAUUAGCUUGAAAAUAGCACUCAUGGACGUGUCAACAAUGUCUGUUAAGUUGUGUGGAAUGGUUGAAUGCAAAAGAUCAGUGUAGCCAUUUACAUGUUUGCCUCUGAUGGUUGUAGAAAAGGGAAGGUCAAUGUGGAAGGCCCCUGUAGUUCUCUCUGAGCUAAGUUUCAGCUCUGAAUAUGUCCAUUAUCUGUAUAAGCUUACUGUCAGUGCAUCAUGCUUGUUUAAGUUCUUAGAAUGGCAUGUCAUUUAACUAUCUAAAUUGAUUUAAAAGAGAUCAGCAGGUCUGGAUGACUGUUAACGUUAUUUAAAUCUUUGUUUUGGCAUUGUUUUCCUUCCUGCCUUUCCCAAUUUGACUUUACAGUAAAGAAAUUGAGUUGUUUGUUUUAAAAUAGCAGUUCAGAUGAUUUUAAUGAUUGUGGUUUUCAUGUAUUUAUUUGACCAUCCAGAUCUGCUGCUGCUUAAGAUGUUUCAAGUCUCUGCACUUCCUGACCUUUUACAUGUUCCACCGAACAUGUCGCUUGAAGUGGCUGGGUAUAAUAACUGCUGUAUAUAGGGUUUUCAUUAGACUCAGAGAGUCCUUCGUAAACCGGCCUGACAUUAAUAAUAACCAAACCUCAGCCAACUGGCAUAAUCCUCACUGAAAAGGAUUGUUCUUUGCCUAUAUUAUUGUAACAUUUGUUCUGUGGGCAUUGUAUCUAACCACUUCAAGUAGUGCCUAUCCAGAACGAACGCCUAGCUCAGGGUUCACCUCUGGUCCUGGAGAGCUGCAGGGUCCAGCCAGUCCUGCAAUGACACACCUGAUUUAAAAUAUAAUAAAGAUCAAAUCUAAUCAAUUGUUACUGCAAGGCUGGAUUGCAAGCCCACAUACCUAGUACCCUGUGUUGGUGACCCCUGUCCUAGCCCCAACCCCCUAGGUACUUGUGGAGGUCGGAGAGGACUGGAUGGUAAAAGUCUACCUAGCCUAACAGAGGGAAAAGUGAAGUUGCUACCAUAUUGUUUAUACCUAUCCUUUCGGCUCUACACAAGUGUUUGUGGUGGUAGUGGUUGGCUCUGGACAGGCUGUAGUGUUUCUUUACCAGCUGUUGUGUCUUAUGUCAAGUUGGACCUGACCUUCCUACUCUGAGCGGUGAAUCCCCUUAUCAUCCUUCCAGCUACACUAUAACUAGUCCUGUCCUCCAAGAAGAUGGUGUUUGACUGACAGCUAUACUGAUAGCCGUUUCAUGGCAUUUCCCUCUGAUUUGUAGAGCUGCAGUUGAACAGACAUGUUUCUUUCGAGUUGAUUUGCAAAUCUGGUCGUGGAUGGAAUUUCAGAAUGUAAAUAAUGUAAACAGAUGUAAACAUCUGUAAAUAGUGGUUAAUGGAUGUUAGAAUGCUAGACUACUUUUCUGAAGCUGAUAUUUUUAUUUUAUACAACAUUUCUGAGUUGUCAUUUGAAGUCAAAACAAAAAAAUGUAUAAAAAAAGACAACUGCAGGGCAAAAAAUGUUUGUACUGGUUUUGAGGACAUUCUUUGGCUACAUGUAAAGAAUUGUAACUCAAAUAAAAAGUUGCUACUUUCAGUAUACUA